AUGCUUUGGUUGAGUAACUUAGUUUGGGACCUUGUGACUUGUCUAGAUGGCAAGGCCAAAGCUUCCAAAGCUUCCUCAGGUUCAAGCUGUUCCUCUGCUUCAAGCUCUUCCUCUGCUUCCUGGUCCAAGUUCCUAGCAACCUCCUCCAUGAUCAUAUCAACCAAAGCGCGCGAGCUGGGGAUUAAAGCCUCGCGGCCGUGCAACUCGCCUCACGUACCGCGCACGAACGCUCCGUCCGACCCGGGGAGUAACGCCUCGCGUCCGGCCGAGAGAUUUCAUCGGCCAAAUCUAUCCGCCGACCACGCCGGCCGACCGUGA
Molecule: messenger RNA, 318 nt
Organism: Microthlaspi erraticum
Lineage: Eukaryota; Viridiplantae; Streptophyta; Magnoliopsida; Brassicales; Brassicaceae
Source: the annotation of a GenBank genome assembly